Brachypodium distachyon (stiff brome) is the source of this 1359-nucleotide messenger RNA. RefSeq names its product peptidyl-prolyl cis-trans isomerase CYP21-4. Gene Ontology annotation, molecular function: peptidyl-prolyl cis-trans isomerase activity. The record is from RefSeq and is a predicted model, not a curated record. Lineage: Eukaryota; Viridiplantae; Streptophyta; Magnoliopsida; Poales; Poaceae. Gene Ontology annotation, biological process: protein peptidyl-prolyl isomerization. The coding region runs from base 222 to 923 and encodes 233 amino acids. The transcript is spliced from 8 exons.
AUGAGGUUCAGCCGGUCAAGCCGAAAAAACCCAGCCCAAACAAAUCCUCUCCCCAGUCUCGACGGACAACUAACCCAGAUCAGGUCUCGCAGGCUGCUCGUCUUCGUCCUCGCGCCAGCGCCGCCACCGCUGCGGAGCGCCCCAGCCCCCUAGCUCGUUUUGCUCCACCGCAGACACGGCAGAAUUUUCCAGAGUAAGCUGUUGGCCUGCACGAGUAGCAGAUGGCGAGAAUAAAGCCAAAGCAGUUGCUAAUUCAAAGCAAGACAAAGAAGGGCCCGACUCGAAUCAGUUACUCUAGUAUCAUCACUUGGAAUCUGAUCGUCGUCUUGGUUGUGCUAUCUCUCUAUGCAACUUACAGGCAUUGGCAUCACAGGCCGAGCUUUGAUACUGAAAUGGAUCUUCCCCAGGCUGAGAAUGUAGAAAGAUCUGAGGAUUCAGCAAAACUAAGUACACCAAGAUAUGCAAUAAUGGAGACAGCGAAAGGCUCAAUUACUAUAGAAAUAUACAAGGAUGCUUCUGCUGGUGUUGUGGAGAGAUUUAUCAACUUCUGCAAGAGUGAUUAUUUUAAAGGAAUGCCAUUCCGCCAUGUCAUAAAAAACUUUGUAAUUCAAGGAGGUGAUUUCGAUUUCAAUGGAGCUUCCCAAGAAUGGAUACUGAAAGCCAAAGCGAGUGGAGAAAAUGCUCUCAGCCCAAAGCAUGAAGCAUUCAUGAUUGGGACUACAAAGAAUCCCAACGAUAAAGGAUUUGAUAUAUUUAUCACGACUGCUCCAAUUCCUGACUUGAAUGACAAGAUCGUUGUGUUUGGACGAGUUAUAAAAGGACAAGACAUUGUUCAGGAGAUUGAAGAAAUCGAUACUGAUGACCAUUACCAACCGAAAACCCCUAUAGGCAUCAUUAACAUCAUGCUCAGACAGAAGCUUUGAGCUGAUCCACCUGCCUGUCCUUGUAUCAAUUGUGAUCUGUUUGUACUCUUAAGAAGGCUCAAAGAUCUCAAGUUUUUAUUGUAUUGACUACAUGCGGACACGAUGCAGCACUCCAGAUGCCCAUGGAUGGGUUGCAACUUUGCAAAGGAAGCACUUGUGAACCCGCCUAUCGCUUUGUUCCAGUUCAUACAGCAGUUGUGUAUAAAUUUAUUCCGUCACGUUGUCUAGCUGCAGUUAUUUUCAGGCGUGUUGGGUGUGUUAUUUGAAUGUAAAGUUCAACCCCUUUAUAAAACAUGAAUAUGGCAGUGAGCAUAUCUAACAUGUGGUGAGGAACACGAGACAUGAGUUUAGGAUGGUUAUGGCGCUAGAAACUUGUGUCAUAUUCUACCCUGAAACUUCUAGAAAUGCAAUAUGAAUGUCAUCAUGGUGGAUGUGA